AUGGAUGGCGGCGGCGCGGGAGAGGGGAGUGGGACAAGCUGUGGGAAUGAACAGAGUGGGACAAGCUGUGGGAAUGAACAGAGUGGGACAAGCUGUGGGAAUGAACAGAGUGGGACAAGCUGUGGCAAUGAACAGAGUGGGACAAGCUGUGGGAAUGAACAGAGGGGGACAAGCUGUGGGAAUGAACAGAGGGACAAGCUGUGGGAUGAAACAAGUGGGACAGGCUGUGGGAAUGAACAGAGUGGGGAGCUGUGGAAUGAACAGAGCGGGACAAGCUGUGGAAUGAACAGAGUGGGACAAGCUGUGGAAAUGAAAACAAGUGGGACAAGCUGUGGGAAUGAACAGAGUGGGACAAGCUGUGGGAAUAACAGAGUGGGGACAAGCAAUGAACAGAGUGGGACAAGCUGUGGGAAUGAACAGAGUGGGCAAGCUGUGGGAAUGAAAGAGUGGGACAAGAGGGAAGAACAGAGUGGACAAGCUGUGGGGAAUGAAACAGAGUGGGACAAGCUGUGGGAAUGA
Molecule: messenger RNA, 519 nt
Organism: Penaeus vannamei (Pacific white shrimp)
Lineage: Eukaryota; Metazoa; Arthropoda; Malacostraca; Decapoda; Penaeidae
Source: RefSeq, a predicted model, not a curated record